GCUCAUAGCUUUUGUUUCAUGACUUCUCUCGCCCUAGGCUAAUAUGCCUUACAUAUUUGAUACAGAAGGUAAGUCUCCUUUCUUAAAGCAAUAUUAUCCUGUGUAUAUGUAGCUUCCUGUUGUCCUGUCUAUUGCUAGUAAAGAUUGGUGUCCAUCUAGUGCGAAUAACGAUUUUAAUCGCACUGUAUAUUUGUACUGAAGUUGACGUUCUCGGCCAGGGGCCACAACAGCUGUCCUUCUACUGACCGUGCGACAGAAGUCAACUUAGCUUCUUGCACCUUUAUUUCUUAUGGCACCAAGACUAGCGAGAGCCAGCGGAAAUUGCUCGAAAAGGUUAUAGUUAGUAAGUUACAGGGAGUGGUGAGAAAAGCAAUACGGAGUUUGUUUGACUACGACUUGAAUUCGAGCCUUGAAGUUCCCCCAGUGGUUGUAAGGCCUGCAACAACAUUAUGGCCAGAUAUUGGGCCCCGAAACACGGUCCUUCCGAUUGAUGAAGCCAUGUCUCCCGUUGCGCCUGUGGUCUCUUGUUUGCUGGCUGUAUCAGUCUUAUCUGUGCGGAUGUAACGUUCAAGCACUGCUUUAGAUGCCGAUGCUGCCGUCGCAGCGGCAUAAUUCUGCCAGCCUUUGUGCUUGUGACUGUCUGCGUAAUCACAUAAACCUUUGAUAAUAAUGCAAGAAGUCUCAUCCCACACACCGGCACCUUCCAUCUCGAAAGCAAUAGCUCCCGUUUCUUUGUGUAGGCGAUCUCUGUCUAUAGCUGACUUCAGAACUAAAUCGCCAGAGGCAAUCAUGCCCACAUGAAUCUCUGGUUGUGGAGGAGCGUCGGCCAGUGGUUGUAAGCGAACUCUUGCUAAACAAGAGCUCUCACCUAAAACGCAACCCAAAUCUGCACAGGACAGGCUCAGUGCUGCGUCACAUACAGGGUCUGUCAAGGCUAAACAUUUUCGACAGACACAAAUAUCUGACGAAUAAUGCUUGUGGCGGUGAUUCGAAUCAAAGACCUCGUCUCUCGUGUUUCUUGGAUAAUCAUACUUCCGCUGGCGGCGACCGCUAACUUUAGUCUGAAUUUGUUGGAGAAUUUGGGAAGUUCGCUCAUUAAGCUUGUCUCGGCCGCGAUCCGUCUGGAAUAUCGCCACCAAAUUCCGUACAUCUUUGUUAGGCCGGCCAAGAUUAUCCUCUACAGUAUCCUUGAGUACCAAUUUAUCUAGGUAUUGGCGUUCCAAAUCGUAUUGCAGGACUGUUUGACUGAUAACAACAUCCCCGAGGAAAAGUUCGCUGUGUCCGUCAUAUGGAACGCCACCACAAACUCCAACGAGCAGAACAAGCUUCAAACGUGUAUAGCUUGAACGCAUGCUUGCUGCUGCACCAGCCGCAUUCGCCUUGCCCAUGUGUGGCAACAAGGCUAGGACAGCGUUGUAUUUUCCAAUGCGGCCAGUUGUGUAGUUGUUGAGAUCUCCCUCUACACGCCCAUAAUCGUCUCCAUCAUCGUCCCAAAACUCGUCGAAGGUGUAUGAUACUGCAUCAUAUUCAAGGGGAAGUGCACAAAUAAUGGCAACUUCAAAGUCAUCGCGGGUUUCCGGCUUGUGAUACGUGGUAAGCAUCGUGUUUCGGCUGAUAGUUGAUUUGAUUUGAUUUAAUUUAAUUUGAUUUAAUUUCGUAUAUAAUAGCUUGCGGUGGCAUUGGCUGUUGAGUUGAGCUACAAUGCCAUGAUGUAGGGGGGCCAGGCUGCCGUCGAUUUAUCCUCAUUCGCCAGUAAUCACAUGAUCCACGGUGCAGAUUCAUAAUAGGAUUCGCAUUAGCUGCGCCUCAGGUCUCUUGGUCUUUCACGUAUAUCCAGCACCAAUGAACACCAUGAAUAUCGAGGGUCCGAUCAGCGGCCACAAUGUCGUUGCUGGCAUGCAGGUGUCGGGCGGCGCUGUCAACAUUACCUUUACUUCAUCUAUGCCACCAUGCACUGUCAAACCUUUCUCCAUGGUUCCCUUCCCUCCCGAUCCCACCUUUAUUAAACGGCCCAAUAUCUCAGAAUGGCUGGAGACGACCAUGGUGGGAGUUGGCAAGCGGGCCGCUCUCGUUGGUUUGGGCGGCGUGGGGUAAGAUCAUUUCGGGUAGCAGGGACGAAAGCUAACAAAGUUAGGAAAUCUCAGAUCGCAAUCCAGCAUGCACACGACGUCCGACGCCGCAAUCCAUCGACAUGGGUGCUCUGGGUCCACGCUAGCUCACUUGCGCGCUUUAAGGAAUCGUAUCAGGACAUUGCCGAACGUCUCCAUCUUCCCGGGCGGAACGACUCACAACAGAACGUACUUCAGCUUGUUCAUCGUUGGCUGACAAAUGACGAUAAUGGGCCGUGGCUAAUGGUUAUCGAUAAUGCAGACGAUAGAGAUAUCUUGUACCAGCCCACUAGUCUAUCUGCAAGCGAACAACCUCUUGCAUCUUAUGUCCCGAAAACAGGACAAGGGUGUCUGCUGGUGACCUCGCGAAGCGAGAGGGCGGCAGAAAUGCUCGUCGGCGAGGACUCACUAUUUUCGGUACUAGUGAUGGAAAUUGACCAGUCCAAAGAUCUUCUGCGUGCGAGACUUGGAGAAAAGCUUUAUGACGACAGUAUAGCUGCUGAUCUGAUUAAUGCCCUUGGCUAUCUACCGCUUGCGAUUGUUCAAGCUGCAUCUUUUAUCAAGAGACGGACUCGUCGUGCGGAGACAAUCUUAACCUACCUUAAAAAGUUUCAGAAGAGCAAAGAGACCAAGAUUGGGUUAUUAGCUCUCGAGGCGCCAGACCUACGCCGUGACGAAAGCGCAUCGAGAGCCGUACUAACAACAUGGCAGAUGACUUUCGAUCAAGUUCGGCGCGAACGGAAGUCUGCUGCCGAGUUGCUCUGCUUUAUGAGCUUUUUCCAUCCUCAAGGCAUUCCAGAUUUUAUUUUAAAGGCCUUUUAUAAGAAGAGCAUGGAUAAGGAUCUCGAGGACGAUAUCGAUGUGCUAAUGGGCUAUGCCCUAGUAGCUACAGCUGAGGAACAACAAACGCUAGAAAUGCAUGCUCUUGUACAGCUCUGUACACAAGUUUGGCUGUCGACUUUCGAUGAUCAGGAAAGGUGGCGAUGCAUAUACCUGAGGGUUCUAUCGUCAGAAUAUCCAUUUGGUUCCUUUCAAAACUGGGCGAUAUGCCGGAGGCUGGAGCCCCAUAUUCAAAGAGCAAUUGAAAGAUGCCCGACCGGGAAUGACGACAUUCGGAACUGGAUUUUAAUAUUAAACAAUACCGCGUGGUUUCAGUAUACAACAGGAAAUAGCAGGAGAGCAGAAAGAAUGAAUCGAGAGGCACUAGAGGCAAACACAAAAGUACUAGGCGAGGAACACCCUGACACAUUGGCGAUCAUGAACAAUCUAGCAUCAGUGCUAUUGGCGCAAGGCAAGUAUAAAGAAGCGGAGACAAUAAAUCGACAAACACUAGAGGCAAGGAUAAAAGUACUAGGCGAGGAGCACCUUGACACAUUGAUGACUAUGAGCAAUCUGGUAUCGGUACUACAAAACCAAGGCAAGCAUAAAGAAGCAGAGAUGAUGGAUCGACAGACACUAGAGGCAAGGAUAAAAGUACUAGGCGAGGAGCACCCUGACACGUUGACGACCAGGAACAAUCUGGCAUCAGUGCUAUUGGCGCAAGGCAAGCAUAAAGAAGCAGAGAUAAUAGAUCGACAAACACUAGAGGCAAGGAUAAAAGUACUAGGCGAGGAGCACCCUGACACAUUGACGACCAGGAACAAUCUAGCAUUGGUACUAUGGACGCAAGGCAAGCAUAAAGAAGCAGAGACAAUGGAUCGACAAACACUAGAGGCAAGGAUAAAAGUACUAGGCGAGGAGCACCCUGACACAUUGACGACCAGGAACAACCUAGCAUUGGUACUAUGGACGCAAGGCAAGCAUAAAGAAGCAGAGACAAUGGAUCGACAAACACUAGAGACAAAGAAGAAGGUACUAGGCAAGGAGCACCCUGAAACACUCAGGACUAUAAGCAAUCUGGCAUUGGCACUACAGAACCAAGGCAAGCAUAGAGAAGCGGAGACGAUAGAUCGACAGAUACUGGAGGCAAGGAUAAAAGUACUAGGCGAGGAGCACCCUGACACGUUGACGACCAGGAACAAUCUGGCAUCAGUGCUAUUGGCGCAAGGCAAGCGCAAAGAAGCGGAGACAAUGGAUCGACAGACACUAGAGGCAAGGAUAAAAGUACUAGGCGAGGAGCACCCUGACACAUUGACGACCAUGAAUAAUCUGGCUCACACUUAUUGGUCGCAGAAUCGGAAGGCAGCAGCCAUCCAAUUACUUGAGGCAUGCAUUAGACUUCUGGAGCGGGAAUUGGGCCCAAACCACCCUGAUACAAAGGCUUCAAAAUCUUCGCGGGAAAGAUGGGAGCUCGAUUCUUAGGCUUCCCAUUUUGUAUCCUUGGACUAUUAUAUAGCCUGGGGAUUAUGUUUGUGUGUGGUAUUGUAAGAAGAAAACUGCAGAAUGGCUAGUUUGAGGGGCGGGAAUUGUUCUUUCCUCUAAGUACGGGUGUUCUUGGUAACUGUUAAUGCCUCUUCCGUGAGGAAGAUCGGCUGACGUUGUUCUAAUACCAGCGAGACGGCCUUUGACAUGUCGCGAGCGUAAAUAACUUUUGCUUUUGACGAAUUAUUUCCAUGAGCUUGGAGUAGAUGUCAUCGAAGUACGGCUCCUUGUUUGAGGUGAUAACUGCGAUUUUUGCUGCCAUGGUAACUAACUUGCGAAGAUCUAGAGCAGACUUUGGGUGAGAGUAAUUUCCAUCAGGGGUUUAGCUCGGGGUUUGAGUGGUGCAACGUGGUUGGGGCCGCGGGCUAAGUUGAGUAGAACCGUUUCAUGCAUAUUCACGUGAUUUUUUGCUAUUAGUACAACUUUGAAGGGUUGGUAUAUAUGCAGUACGAUAAGACCAGACGCGAGCCAACAGGGG
[Torrubiella] hemipterigena is the source of this 4947-nucleotide messenger RNA. The record is from the annotation of a GenBank genome assembly. Lineage: Eukaryota; Fungi; Ascomycota; Sordariomycetes; Hypocreales; Clavicipitaceae.